Messenger RNA from Corticium candelabrum, 1344 nucleotides. RefSeq lists its product as uncharacterized. The record is from RefSeq and is a predicted model, not a curated record. NCBI's taxonomy places the organism in Eukaryota, Metazoa, Porifera, Homoscleromorpha, Homosclerophorida, Plakinidae. The coding region runs from base 1 to 1344 and encodes 447 amino acids. The transcript has 9 exons.
AUGUCGACGACAUCCGCAAGAAGCCAGCGUAGUGCAGGGAAGCACGGAGGUGCAAGACGAGGGGCUGGUCGUCGGAAAAUACAACUAGACACAGAAUGCAAAGUAGUAAGACUGGAACGAUCUACUUACGACAGACUCCUCGCUUUGAGAGAUCGCCUACGCUUGCCCAGUUUCAACUCGCUUGCCGAAUUUCUUUUGAGGCGCGUACUCAACUGCAGCUGUCAGCCAUUGUCCACUUCUCUACCGGAGCCUAAUGCGAUUGGUGACGAUUCAGCAACAUUGGAGACUAUAGCUUCCCAUUCUAGAGAACGUACAGACCAGUCUGACUGUUUGAUAGCUGCAGAUCUUCGUGAUUUAGACACAUCUGUCAGACACGUAGAAGAAAUGAUUUCUACUCCUGUACGGUCAGGCAAACUCAGUUCAAGAAGACCUCUGUUUCCAUCUACACUUAGUCCAGUAAACUCUGCAAACUCUCCAUGUCCCUCUGUGAAUUGUUCAUCAGGUUCUGAAACAGAUGAUGAGAGUAAUGAAGAUCAAGAACCUAGAAGAACGGCUGACUUGAAGACUUUACUGACUACACUAGAUGAAUCUGACCAGUCAUCUGAAGAUGAAUACCGAUAUGAAAGUGACACUGAUUGUACUUCUUCUGAUGAUGUUGAUGAGCUUGAUGCCAGUUAUCUGGAUGACAUAACCUUGUCCCCAAGCACUCACCAUGCUUCAUCACAUGACAUUGUUGAUGUCACAACCUCACCUGUCGGAAGCAAGGAAGUUCUGGAUGAUCAGUUGACUGUAAAGGACAUGAUUAUCCCAACGGUACAGUUUGGAAUUAGUGACAAAGAUUCAGGUGGACAGAUGCCUACCUCAAGUCCAUCUUCUGGAGCUAUUCCUGUUGUACGUGUCUCAGUGCAGCCAAUAGCAAUAACACCUAUCACUAUCUUUGAAAAUGAUCUUGAGAAUAGGCUGAAGUUACCCAGGGUUGUGUGUGAUGAAGAUUGCAUAUUGCAGUUGCUUGGAAAAACGUGCAGAUAUCCCUUCUGUUGGGAAGAGAUAUCGGUGCAGAAGAAGCAUAUUGGCAGCACAUUGACAUUGCAAUGGCACUGCAAGAAGUUCCACCAAGGCUCAUGGAGUAGUUCUGCACGAUGCAAAUCUCAAAAUGGAUACCCAUUCUUCAUAAAUAAUCUUUUGUUUGCUGCUUCAGUUUUUCUGUCUGGAAACAACUUCUCAAAAAUUAGUCUCUUGUGUCAGUUGUUCUUUAGAUUGAAUUCUAUAUCACAAACAUUGGGAAACAUCCAGAAAUGCAAUCCUCGCCGAUAUUGGAGAUCGACCAGUAGUUCUUGCUGGUGA